Wasmannia auropunctata (little fire ant) is the source of this 1711-nucleotide messenger RNA. Its product is annotated as carbonic anhydrase 1-like. The transcript has 6 exons. Gene Ontology annotation, molecular function: carbonate dehydratase activity; zinc ion binding. NCBI's taxonomy places the organism in Eukaryota, Metazoa, Arthropoda, Insecta, Hymenoptera, Formicidae. Gene Ontology annotation, cellular component: cytoplasm. Bases 375 to 1298 code for a protein of 307 amino acids. The record is from RefSeq and is a predicted model, not a curated record.
AUAUUUAUACGGCUUCAGAAAUAUCUUUACGUUGACGACGCUGUGCGUUUGUUAAUGCAAGGCAUGUUUUCUCGACACGACUUAGACGUCUCCGAAAAUUAUUGCAUAAUAUGGCUGUGAGAAAAUAAGUAAAACAUCGAAUCGAAUGUUUACGCGACUUAUACUCUGUGACUAAAUUUCAAGAUUCAGUAUUUUUAUGGGAUUACCUUCACAUAAUUUUUUAGAAUUUGAAAAAUAAUUUCGGGAAAUAAAACGAUGGACAAAUUCUCAAGUGUACCGCUCGCCUAACAGUUUUAUUACGUCGGAAAUACCGCACGCGGAUUUUAAUAAAUUCGAGCUCUCAUAAAUGUCGAGAGUAAAGUUUUAUUAUAAAAAUGUUGGACUUCUCAUUAGCGGAAUGUAUGGUUGCGUGUAGCAGCGUUCUACUCAUGGUGCUGUUGUUAACCGAAAUUUUGGAUUGGACGCAGUUAUUCGGGUGGAUGGAAAACGAUUACCGUCCGCCCGCCUUCUCGUUCGGUUACGCUCAUCAGAAUGGUCCUCAUACUUGGAAAAAUCUAUAUCCUGAGAGCACUGGUAGCAAUCAAUCGCCUAUUAAUAUCACGACCAGGCUCGCCGUAGUGGUGCAACCGUCUGAACCACUUCGAUGGAGCAAUUAUAACAGCGGGCCGUUGUCGAUGACUAUCGCAAACGAUGGCCAUACCGUGAUACUCCGAGGAUUCUGGACCAACACCACGUGGCCGCAGCUUCAAGGAGGGCCCUUAACCGAUACAUACGAUUUCUUUAACGUCCUCUUUCACUGGGGUCCGUCAAAUGAAGAGGGCAGCGAGCAUACCUUGGACUACAUACGCUUCCCUAUGGAACUGCAAAUCAUUCACAUAAAGCGUGGAAUUAAAUCGCCGAUGGACGCGAUCGCGCUUGGGGCAAAAGACGGAAUAGUGAUUGCUUCGUUCUUCCUUCAAAUAAAUGACGCGGACAAUCCUUAUUUGGAUCACAUCGUGAGCAAUUUGUGGCGCAUUACCUGCCCGGGAUCUAAAGUCUACAUACCUCCUUUUCCACUGGAAUGGAUUUUCGCGCCUUUCGACAGAGAUUAUUAUACGUACAGCGGUUCUCUGAGCCAGCCACCUUGCAAUGAAAUUGUCACGUGGAUCGUGCAGCAAGAACCAAUCGCUAUAUCCUUAUCUCAAAUAGAAAAAUUUCGAAAAAUCUGUUCAGUUGAGGGUCCAUUACUUUUAAAUUGUCGACCAGUUCAGCCGCUGAACGAUCGUGACGUCUAUUUUUACGAAGAAAACUUGUCGUAAUUGAUAUGCUAUAAUUAUUUCAUCGAAAUGUUUAAAUGAUGAAACAUAUAUAGAAAACUUGUCUUUUUAUUUAAUUUUAGUACGAAUUUAUGCAAUUUAUGUCAAAUGCUAGAUAGAAUUAAUACGGUGAUACUGUUCUAUUUAAGUGAAUACAAUUUAUAAAAUUGACAUUAAGAAUGUUUAUAAAUAACGUAGCGACUUUUAUUCUGUAAAUGUUUAUUCUAUAAUGUUAAACGUUAAAAAUUUUAGUAGUGUAUAAAAUGUAAACUCGUGAAAAUAUAAAAUAAGUAACAAUUUUCUUUUUACACAGAGAACAACAUCUUUAUUAUCUUUAAUGUGCGUUCUAUAAACGCAGGACAUUUCGUUUUGCCAAGUGUUUUUGAGAAAAUAAAAAUAUAUUAAAAUUUGUGUCA